Penicillium waksmanii is the source of this 2133-nucleotide messenger RNA. RefSeq lists its product as uncharacterized. Bases 1 to 2133 code for a protein of 710 amino acids. Gene Ontology annotation, biological process: DNA-templated transcription; regulation of DNA-templated transcription. Gene Ontology annotation, molecular function: zinc ion binding; DNA binding; DNA-binding transcription factor activity, RNA polymerase II-specific. NCBI's taxonomy places the organism in Eukaryota, Fungi, Ascomycota, Eurotiomycetes, Eurotiales, Aspergillaceae. The record is from RefSeq and is a predicted model, not a curated record. The transcript has 7 exons.
AUGGAGCCCGCGGACUCCGACCGUGAGGUGCCGAGCGCCCUAGCCCAACGAGCGAUUCGAUGCGACAAGCGCUCUCCCUGCUCCAAUUGUCGGAGCGCGAACAUUGCCUGUCGAUCGACUGGUGAGGGCCAGAAGCAGCACGAACCCCGGCGCCGUGUGCUAAUUUCCAGCCAAUACAGACAUCCUCAUCAACCCCGAAGCUUCAUAGGAAUUCACCAGCACCCCCCCCGGCAAAAUAAAGGACCACGAUCUGCAGCAAAACCCGACCAUGUAGAGUCAAAGGGCCCUAAUUACAGAUCCAAUGCGGCUAUCGAGCAGCAUGAUUCGAAUUCCGGGUUCGAAGGUGGCUCCUCCCUGUCUGCUCAUUCGGCAUAUGCGAGGGAGUUUCUUGAAUCAGCCGUAUCGCAUGGAACUCCAGAGAUGUUUGCGAGUCCAAAGAUCAGUGAAGCGCUUGCGUCGCUGAAGCACAUUGUCGAUAUGCAAAAUAGGAGACGAGAUGGUGAUGACCAGAAAGGCACUGAUUCUAGUCGUGAUAGCCGGCUAGGUGUCCGGUGUGAUAUCCAUGACCUGGAAAUGCCACCUCUGCCGAUUGUUUUGGAGGUCGUCCGGGCAGCUAAAGAAAAUCCACCAUCUGCUUUUGCUGGUUGGAUUCCCUUCUUGACAAUUGAUUACUUUGUUGAGAAAUGCCAGGGGGUUUAUUUUGCUACUGAUGAUUAUGCGGAGACCACUUUCAUCAUAACGAAUUUUGGCCUCUAUACCAUUUUCAUGGAGUACCAAAAUACUGGAAUUGGUCAAAUUAGCAAAGAUGAGUAUCUCUACUAUAUGCAACUGAGCAAAGACAAUCUUGAGGCUGCGCUUGCCAAUCUGAACAUUUUAAUGCCCGCCACCUUCGAUUCUAUUGCUGCGCUAGCCCUUGGGGCGAUCCAUGGAAUUGAGAUAUCAAAGCCAUCUGUGGGCUGGACUUUGGCCUCAACAGCCAUCCAUAUGGCCCAAACUCUGGGAUAUCAUCGCCUGUCAUCAAUGGAAAAUGAGUCAAAAGAAGUCCAAGAUCAAAGACAGAGUCUAUUCUGGUCGAUAGACACCCUUUUGAAUAUACUAUCUUUGCGAUUAGGCAGAGGAUCUGUGGUCCAGGACUACGACAUCACGAUACCUCCACCAUUGGCCUCCAUGUCACGCGCUGAGCCUUGGGGACCGGUUUCUGCUCUUUGGUGUAAGCAAGCCGCCAUUCAGAAUCGGAUGUACACCAUGCUGUAUAGUCCUGCAGCAUUAAAGCGCCCUGAGAAGGAGCGAGUUUCCCAUGCACGUCAAUUGGCUGAAGAGCUUCUGUCGAGUGUAAUUGAGCCUUUCAAUAAUAUCGUUGCUAACGGAGCCAAUUUCUCUGAAAUUGACAAGCUAUAUGUGCGCUCAGACGAAGUCAGUCGAUACGCAACCUUGACUUUGAUAUAUCGAGCUAUCCCAGUUCCACCCGGAUCAGAUUCGGGUCUAACAUUCAUACCGGAAUGUAUCGACUCGGCUCGAGCGGCUUUAGAAGCUCACCAGCUAUGCAUGUCUGAUUUAAAGGAGACGGACGAGAUGAUGCGAAUCUCCUACUUGCAUUGGGCUGUAUUUCUCUCUCCAUUCAUACCUUUCAUCGUCAUCUUCUGCCAUGUAAUUGCAACCUCAGACCAAAAAGACCUAUCCCGCCUUGAAGACUUCAUCGCCUCUCUCCGCCCUCUUUGCCGCUUCUCCCAGUCAGUCGACCGACUACACGGUCUGUGCUCAGUGCUUGGCUCAGUAGCCCGGCUAUACAUCGAAGCCAAAAGCCGAGACCAAGCCGGCGAAGACCAAAGCCUUGCAUCCGUCGGGCAAGAAUUUGAUGCAUACCUCAGUGCCCUGGGUCUAGCACCAGGAAACCUGGCCCCGAGUGCCCAGACAUAUUACCAAACUGAUGGUACGCCAAUGCAAAUGAGUGGUCCGGAUACUUCCCAGCAAGGUCUCGGGCUUUCUACGCCAGCGUUCCAACAGCAGACUGAAGGGUCGAUGUCCAUCGCUGAAAUGUCCCAGGCAGCACAGCUGGGCAAUUGGUUCUCGAGCAAUCAGCAUAUGCUGGGAUUGCUCGAGGAGGACAUCUUUCAGGUUAUGCCGAACUCCUAA